Molecule: messenger RNA, 1222 nt
Organism: Drosophila miranda
Lineage: Eukaryota; Metazoa; Arthropoda; Insecta; Diptera; Drosophilidae
Exons: 3
Coding region: 587-883 (98 amino acids)
Source: RefSeq, a predicted model, not a curated record
GCCGAAAGCCACGCCACUCUCUGGUCCUCUGGCUCGACGCGACUCGGACCAGCUCUGCACACUCAGUAGACAAUCUUUCCUCAUUUCGUUAACACACUCACAGCACAAAAAUAUCAAACCAAAUACUGAAGAAACAGCAACAGUAGCUUCAACAAAUCCCCCAUAAAUAUAGUUAAAAUAUAUAGAAUAUAGAUAAUUCACCGUGCAAAAAUAUAUAAUCUAACGAGCUUGGAUGUUUCUGUGUGUUCUAAUCAAAUAAAUGUUAAUGUGUUAAAUAAAUUAAACUAAAUUCAAUUAUAUUAAAUUAAAUCCCGAAGUGCGUGUCAAGUGCAAAUAGCAAUAUCCUCCUCGUCUCCUUCGUCGUCAUCUUGUUGUUCUUGUGGCUGUCGUCGCAGUAACUUUAACCGAAAGAAAAACCCGAAUUUGUGCGGCCAUGAAAUCCGCUGACUUUGAUAACAAACUAUAAACUGCAUGGGGAAAAUUCGCGCACACGAGGAUACGCGAUUGUGAAUCUGUGAAAGUGCAAUCAAAUAAAUUCCGCAAAAGAAAAGUGGAAAAGUACCAGCGGAAAGGUCAACCGUGGAAAAUGUGCAUACAAAACUGCGACAACAUCAAAAUCUGCGACAGUAACGGCACCCACCACCGCCACCACCACCACCGCGACGCCCAAGACAAAGUCGCAGUCGUUGAGGUCGAGGGUGGAGAGAAUAACGUCAUCCAUACAUCCGACCUACACUACGAGAACUUUAAAUCCAAACUGCAACUGCAGUCCGAGCUGAACAGAAAGAGGCAAAAGUCAAGUAAAGUCAAGGCACCCAAACUGUCAAGCUUCAAGAUUCUUAUGUGCUGUUGCUACUUCAUCGUUAUAGUCAUGAUGAUCUAAGAACAAUUCUACAUCAACUCUACCAAGAACUGCAAGCAGAAAACCAACAAAAUACUACACGAAACAAUUACAAUAUAAUGCUACAUUUGAAUCUCGCCCUAACAUAAAAAGCAGCUGCGAAUCGAUUGGUGUCAGUAGAAUAAUCCCGAUGGAUACAUAGAAACGUAUAUGCAAUAGAAGGAGCUAUAUUUUCGAAUUUGAGCCAAUAAAAAUAGAUAAAUAAAGGCUCUAGAGGUGGUGUGCGUGUGUGCAAAGUGAAUUGUUUUCUCAUAUCCAUUGAAAAAUCAGUUUUCAAUUUGCGUGUGUCAGAGCCAGGCAAGUGAAAAGCUUUCAGCAAAA